AUGAGGCAAGAAGAGCUACGAAUGAAAUGGCGUCUUCCAAGUACGCGAACGAGAGCAGAAUACUACGGUGAAAAAACAUCGGUUUAUGAGAUGACAACCCACUUACUACUAGGAGUAGCAGCUCCCGAAAUACGGCUGGAGAAUGGAGCCACGCAUCGAGCAAUUGCGGCGAAGCGAGUCCUGUCCACUGACCAGGAUGAUGGCCAUCAGGUUUCAGUGGUAGGCACUCGAAGAUGGUGCUCCUGCAGUCAUUUCCACCUGCGAAUACGACGCGGAGGCGGCGGCGGCUUUGGAGAAAGGCCACACCCGGGCACAGCCUUGCGUCGUCGAGCAUGGAGACCAGACGGGUCUAGGAGCAGCCGUCGGGCCAGCAGUUUCGCGCUGAUGGAGGUGAAACGCCUACUCGCGUCCCACCCACUCACUCACCCAUCCACCGGCUACGACGACACCCACGUCAGGUACACGUUCACCGCCGCAGCACUUGCUGACCGUGGCGUCGGCAUGUCCGGCAGCACCGUCCACCUUGACUGGAAAGGUGAUUUACUGAUGUGA
Messenger RNA from Mesocestoides corti, 552 nucleotides. NCBI's taxonomy places the organism in Eukaryota, Metazoa, Platyhelminthes, Cestoda, Cyclophyllidea, Mesocestoididae. The record is from the annotation of a GenBank genome assembly.